AUGUUCCGCGCUCGGCCAAAACCGUCCGUCCGACUGAAGUCUCGGCCAAAGUCCAAACCACUCGGCCGAUCACGCAUCACGACCCGGGAAACAAGCCCGCGGUCGGCCAAGCCACAACGCCACGCCGCGCACGACCAGCGCGCGAGCCGGGAAGUAACGCCUCGCGGCCGCGCAACUCCUCGCGUACCGGCCGACGCUCCGUCCGAGCCGGGAAACUCCCGCGUCCGGCCGAAACCAUCGGCCAAUUCUAUCCGUCCGACCACGCCGGCCGACCGUCAUAACAUCCGGCCACGACCGUUCCGACUCGGCCAAGACCCGACUGUCCGGCCGACCGUCCCGACCGACCGUCCGAACGCCGCGGUCGACCCGAAGCCGUUUUUGAAGCCCAAUCCGCACAAUUCAAGCCCAAAGCCGGCGCCGACCUAG
Molecule: messenger RNA, 426 nt
Organism: Microthlaspi erraticum
Lineage: Eukaryota; Viridiplantae; Streptophyta; Magnoliopsida; Brassicales; Brassicaceae
Source: the annotation of a GenBank genome assembly